CUCAGAUUCAAGUGUGGAGCCAUCGAGUUGGGUCGGAAAUCCCACCCGGCUCCCGCGUUCUCCGGUCGUAGUAAUGUGCUUUCCACCUGCAUAAAAUUCUCUUGGACUUGUAAAGUUUUUUUGUGAAGUGACUGAUAUUUUGUGUGAUGAAAACUCAAAGUUGAAUUAUGAGAUUGGUGCCUGUUCGUGGUGAAUGAGUGGCUGUUCUAAAGGCACAAUGGGGAGAUUGGCGCCACUGGUGAUACGGUUGCUGGCCGUGUCACUGGUGGCGCUUGUCCUUGCCGAGCCCGGCAAUGGCGGCGACCAAUCAGUGGCCAAGGAGCGCCGCGACGCUGACGUCACCGCGGCCACCGCGCCCCCCGCGCCCCGCCGCCCCGGCAAGCGCGAGCGCAACCGCAAGCGCACAACUACCACUACUACCACAGUAGACCCAGACGACAAUGACGUAGCUGAGGCUACCACAACCACCACUACUACGACAGUAGAUCCUCGCGCCUUCGACCACAGCCAGAAGCGUCUGCGUGGCACCGCACCGCCGCUGGUCGGGCCGCAGCGUCGAUGGCCGGGGAAGCAGCAUAAGAGGCGCCGCCGCCGUACUACCACGACAACCACAACCCCACCAGACGGUGAUGGUGACAUGGAGCCUACCACAACUCUUGCCACCACCACAGUAGACCCAAGAAACUUAGACCACACUGAAGGAGGUAGCUGCCUAGUACCUCUUGGAAUGGAAAGUGGACUGAUUUCUAACGAGUCACUGUCGGCAAGCUCCAGCUAUGACCAAAGUGUCUCGCCCCUCAGCUCACGCAUACGGACGGAGAUUAAAGGCGGCGCGUGGUGCCCUAACGGGUUGAUAUCACCGAGGAGCCGCCAGUUCCUGGAGAUAGACCUUCAUGAUGAGUAUCUGAUCACCGGCACCGAGUCGCAGGGCAGGUUCGCCAACUCUGUGGGAGUGGAGUUCGUCGAGAGCUACUCAGUAGAGUACUGGCGCACCGCUCUCAACCGCUGGGUCAAAUACAAAGAUUUCAACGGAAGCAGGCUUAUACCGGGCAAUGUUAACACAUACACGCCGAGAAAGUCGACACUUGAGGCACCGUUCGUGGCGUCGAAAGUACGGUUUUAUCCAUACGCAGCGCAUCCUCGGACGGCUUGCAUGAGAGUGGAACUAUACGGGUGCCGUUGGAAACAGGAUCUAGUUGCAUACUCGGCACCCAAAGGCGGGGACAUGCAGGCGAUGACCGGAGGCGCCCGGUUCGAGGAUCUCGGCUACGACGGAACACUUCGGGAGGGCCGACUAAUUAAUGGACUCGGUCAGAUGACGGACUCCUUGGUUGGGCCCAAUGAUUUUGAACUGCCAGACCAGUUAGACACAAGAGGAUCGCGGUGGGUGGGGUGGAAUAAGACCAUGAUGGUCGACGAAGAAGUCACCCUCACCUUCAACUUCAGCGAGACUCGGUUGUUCUACCACAUUGACGUACAUACCAACAACAUGUUCACCAAAGAUGUGCAGUUGUUCAAAGAAGCAGAAGUGUACUUCUCACUAGAAGGAGAGCGUUGGCAAGAAGACUAUGUCUCCCAUGAACCGAAGCAGGACAGAGUUUCCGAGCACGCCCGAGUCGUGCACAUCGACCUGCAGAACCGCACGGCUAAACACAUCAUGGUGAAGCUCAGAUUCCAACACGAGUGGAUCCUCAUCAGCGAAAUAACCUUUAAAUCAAUUCCGACCUGGGUGAAUACAUCUGCGGAGUUUCUGGAAGAGUAUUACAAGACAGAUACUCCGCCAUCUUCGAGGAAGAAAAGAAACUCGUCAUUACGGGUUUCGGUGGGACUUGCUUGUGGUGCUUUAGUGGGUGGUGGGGCGUUCAUUGCAGCCACGGUAGUCUUGCUGACGAAGAAGACCAGACGCAGAAUACCGAAUAUGUUGAAGAAACCGUUCUGUCCGUCGCUGAGGCACGGCAGCUCGAGCUCGCGGAACAACCGCAGAGCUCCGAGGCUGGCGCUCGCCCUGGCUAACUGUCCACCCAUACAUAUGCUCAGGCCCGCGGUCGUCGACGAGGAUUAUAGGGAGCCCUACAACAUUUGGAGGGAGACUCUCGGCCGCCGAGACAAACGCGAAGCGCACGACCAGCACGAGUACAACGAGAUCUGCGAAGAUACGGAGUUCCCGCGCCCCUACAUGAUGAAACGACCCGACCCACAUGAGAGCUUUUACGCCGCCACCGAUAUUAUACACCAUACGUACCCGGAAGAACGUGCGUGCCGUCGCGAGAAACCCGCCCCUGGCCUGUUCACAUCUAUCAAACUACCUGAAGCGGAGCCCCCAAACGGAGUGGCGCCCCUGCUGGAUUUCCCGCGGGGGCGCAUGCGACCUGUCACCUUCCUUGGCGAGGGCCCUCAUGGCAGUCUCCAGAUAUGCGAGACCGAUGGUAUCGAAGAGCUGAGCGACGAAGAAUCACCGACUGGAGGACGCCGCCGCCUCGUUGUUGUCAAGACUUUGUGGCGGGGCUGCCAUAACGAAGUGAAAGCGGCAUUUGCCCGCGAAGCUACAUGGGGCGCCGGCUUGAAGCACCCUCAACUAGCCAGAGUCCUAGGUUUGAGUCUGCUAGAACCGCCGUGUGCGGCCCUGGAUCGCGGAGAUGCCGCCCAUCUCCCCACAAUACUGCGACAGGAACGGAAAUUGAAUUAUUCGAGUUUGAUUCACAUAUGCUGUCAGAUAGCAGCCGGCAUGAAAUAUCUGGAAUCAUUCGAAUUAGUACACCGAGAUCUCGCAGCGAGGAACGUAACAGUGACUGAAGAUCUGCACGUGAAAGUGUCAGACUACGCGAUGUUCUGUGAGGAGUUCGUCAGCGACUACCACGUGAUGGCUGAUGGCUCCCGGCUUCCUCUGCGCUGGAUGGCUUGGGAGAGCCUGCUCAUGGGAAUGUGUUCACCGGCAAGCGACGUUUGGUCUUUCGGAGUUACAGUUUGGGAAGUCCUCACCUACUGCAUGGCUAAGCCGUUCGAGGAGAUGAAUGAUGAUCAGGUUGUGGCCAACGCCAGUGAGUGGCGUAACGGUGGGCGUGGAGCACGCGUGCCCGCCGCUCCCCCGCCGCGCUGCCGCCGGGAGCUCUACGACCUGAUGCACGAGUGCUGGCGCCGCGAGCCCAUGCAGCGCCCCCGCUUCCACGACCUGCACCGCUUCCUCGAGCGCAUGACCCACGGCUACAAGCCCCCCAACAACCGCUAAACUACCGUCGUCCAAGUUCGCCCUUCUUACUCACCCGCGAAAUCUUCGAUACGAGCUUCUACAGUCCGAUAAGUACAUAAACAUUCAUGCUCAUAGAUGUAAGUCACGUAGCAUAUCUACAGCUUUCAUCUAUGUUGACAAUUCGAACAGACUGCAUAGACGAUACGAUAGGAAUCCUGCAGUAUUAAAUCAGUAUUACAGUUAGGACAUUUUAUUAGAUUUUAAGAUGUAUGUCAUAGACGAUGUACCGCUUUGCAACUUAAGCGGACCUCAAUUGAGGUCUGCUGUAGAGCGCCUCGUCACGACUACUUGAACUAGCCGCACCCAAUAAGGGAACUUAUUUUAAAAUUUUCGAAACACCGAUAGCACCGACCUUUUAAACGGAUAUCGAUGUUUUCCAUCUAGAAAUGAAUUUCUGAUUUGCGCUGUAGGUAGGAACGAAUGUGAUGCAUUGUAAAUAAAUUCUGCGUUAGGAAAAUAGCCAAAAGAGGAAUGUAAUCGCGGAUCAGACAUUCAUUUUUAGCUAAGAUACCGAAGUUUCUGCCAAUAUUAUUAUUUGCAUUCACUCUAGUCAUUUAAUCAUUGUGUAUUAGCAUGAUAAUGUUGGUAGGGGCGUCGUGAUCGUGUAACAUUUCACGCUAUCCCCAGCGCCCUUCGCCUAGCGCUCCCAUGAUCUUCCACUAUCACCGCCUGUAUGGCAAAUCCCUAACUUCAGGCCACUGCAUCAAUAUGCGACGGAAACUUGUAUUUUAAUCAAAGCACUGUGAUGUAUUUUAUUGCCAGCACUAGUCAGUUUAAAGUUAUGAGGUGAUGGUCGUUUCUGUGCGCGUAUUGAAGCAGCAGCCUUCUAGGGCAGAGGCUGACUGAGCGAUGUAUUUCCGAUGCGAUACCAUUUGAAUGACACGUCUAUUUUGUGUCUGCUCCUGGACUGAGCAUAAAUAAUUUCAAUGUGUGUUACUCCGAUUACAGCGCGUUGGGCGGCCUCUGCUCUAUAGUAUAUCCAAAGUCUAACUCCUAUUUUUUUAACCUGUUUUAAAUGUUAAGGUUGUAUACUUCGGGAGGUGGGUAAGACCUCCAGGGCGAUAUUGGCCCCCUGUGCUUCUUGUUUUCUUCUAUAAGGCACAUAAAAGGUUGAGGUCACACUGCCUCCGUAAAUAUCGAUGUAACAAAGCGAAUUUUAUGAGAGAGAUAUUUUAGUAACGUGAAUACGGUCUUCUUUCGACCGGAGUGAAGGGCCAAUAAAAUUGAAAGGUGAUUUUUCUAUUUGCUUUUACUCAAUAUUUUCGGACGCGGCAUGUGAUCUUAGGUCACAAGGUUUACCAAAGCCGAAUUAAUCGUGUAACUUAUUAUCUAGUAUCUGAUCUUGCCAUAAGGCCCCAUUAUGAAUGUAAUAGUCGUUAUCACUUAUACAGGUGUUUCAUUGUCGUCGUAUGUAAGUGCGUCAGCCACGAACGUACUAGAUAUAGAGUAGACUUCCCCUCACUUCACUCCAAAUUCAUUAACAACAGCACCUCACUUCACAUGUAAUGUCAAUAUUAUGUACUAAAGUAAUGUAACUCAUUUCUGGCCGUAAGCACAAAACACUGAAAUUAAGUAUUGUAUCACAUUAGGUAACAACAACAGGAGCAAGUCAUACACGCAGAUAUUCUCAUAAAGUGAUGACCAUUGAAUACUACGCGGAUAAUUUACUUUUGUUAGGACAAGUCAAUAAGAGUAUAAAUUCAAAUUAAUUAAAAAUAAUCAGCGUUGUGCUUCGGAGGACCUCGUGGCUAAACAACAACCACAUGGGAUCUACCUAUUAUCAUCUAUCAUCGGGUAAAAGAACGCUUAAAGCGGUCACUCCGUGUAUGUACAUAUUUUUGUCAUAACGAGUUCCUCCGUACUGCAGAAGGCUCGGUAUAUUCUGGAGCCCGGCUGCCAUUUCAUCAUCUUUGGCAGUCGUUACUGGUAGACAGAAACCAGAAAGUUUAACAGCCUGUCUUACCAAGGGAUGUCGGGUUGCCCGACAAACUGGGCACAAUAGAUCAAUGUAAAGUAAAGUAAUCUUUAUUACUUUCAUAAGCCCAUUUGGGCGUAAAAUAAUUUAGGCCUAUUUAGACAUAAGUAAAGUCAAGGGUAAUACAAAAACUAACUACAGAACAAAACAGAGAGCCAAGCGCUCCAUAUAAACCACUAUCUCUUACGUAGCUUGAUAAAUUAAACGAAAAUCUAAUAAAAAUAACAGUUAGAUGAUAACCCGCGUAAUAUCCAAUGGCCUCACAUAAACACCGUAAUAUGAGUUAAUUGCUUAUAAAUAAUUCACGACUGUCAAUUACCAUCUACGACAGAUCCAGAAAGUAGCAUUGAACGGGGAAUUUUAACAUCUAUCGUUUUGACACCGAACAUACGUAAUCUGCGGGAUUUCCCGAAAGUGGCUGAUUUUGCUGACUCCUCGCAAACAUACAAACAUCGAGGUUAAUGAGAGCAUAGUUUACAUAAACCUAAUGUGUUUACAUACUUCAAUGAAUGGGGUGCUUGCUGUUCUUUCAAUUACCAGUUAAGGUGUAUAUUAAAGGUCCUCUUGAUGUAAUCUGAGCAAGCGUCGAGACAGCAGAGGUGCGUAAAGUAUAAUUUUACUGGGAUCAGUGUUGAACAAGUAUCGCUUAUGCUAAGCUAGUGCGUAGGUAGUUCUAAUUACGAUUAUUUAACUAUAAGCAUACCUACAUUCAUAAGCUUAGCUCGUAAGUUAGUUAGGAACGCCGUGCUUAAUGUAACUAGUACAUUGAAGCGCUUCUCUUUUAUUUCCUUAACUAUAAUUUUCCCCAGUCUUCAGUUUUUUGGUAUAAGGUUAUGAUUUGUAGAGUAGAAUAGUCAUAGAGAGUAGUUAGAUUCAUAUUUUCUUUUAUUUUAUGCAAUUUGCGAAUUUAUGAUUUCGCAUCACCCCACUAAACUAAAAUUGUCAUCUUGAUGCGUAUUAACAAAUGUGGGUGAUACUGGAACCAUCCUGUGUGUAUGAGUAGCGGGAGCCAACAGGUGACCGCGCAUGGUAUGGUUUGCAUACGCUCCGUAUCCACAACAUAUUUAUUAAUACGCAUACCAUUUCGAUACUGAUCCCCAAAUAUAAAACUCAAAUUAAAGAUAAAGUGAACAACAGAAGUAUUCACAACUUAUGUUUUGAAUCUGGUGCGCUACGUUAUGUUAUAUUGUAUUUAUUUCCUUUGAGAAACUAUGAUUUCAUUAAUGUCUUACACAUUCGUAAUAAAGCAAUACAGCAAAUAAUAUGUGUGUGAAUAUUUCAUAACACGAAAUCUCACGCCAAUAAGUUACUCUUGAUAAUACAACAAUUAAUACAGUAAUAUGUUCUUCGUAUUUUGCAGUCACUCUCACUAGAUAUAAGGAAGGUUUUUUAGCGAUUAUUAUUUAAGUGCGAUCGAAGUUGAAAGAUACUCUCGCACUGCGUAGUAAAUGUGUAGUGUUAGUGUAGCGUAUAUGGGGAUAUACUGAUUAUUACCACGUUCAAAACAGUGGCUAACACUAACAUCAAUGCCAACUGAAACAUGAACAUGAACACAGAGAGAAAAAAAAAGUUAGAUUCAUCAAAACAUUUAAACGUUUGAGACGCCGAAUGCUAACCUCGAGCUUUUAGAAAUGGAAUGCUCGAUGGAUUAGGCCUUACCAACAACUCAUAAGCCUGUAAGCAUUCGCAUCAAAGUAACUAUGGCCAUUUUUAAUACGGUCUUGUUACUAUGAUAUUAUUCUAAUAAAAAAACUUAAAAUAAUACAAUGAUUCGAAUUCUAAAUGUAACCACAAAAACUUUAAAAUCGCCAAUUAAAUAAUACCUACUUGGCAAGCGCUCCCCCGCCUUUGAGCCGAUUUGAGCGCAUCUCCAAUGCUCAUCGAGUGACAUAGUGGUUAAACACAAACAAUAUUUAACUAAAAUACCGUUUUACAAAAAUAAGAUUAAAAUUACAAGUUUAAAUAAAUAAGUUACUCUUUAGACGAACCAUAUCUUCGUGUUACUUCGUGAUAAAAAUCAGUAUAUUACCAUUUCUAUUGAUUUGAGGGCUGCAACUUACAAACAUUAAUUUAGCCAUAAGUUGUACAUACUAUAUUGCAGUUGACUUUGUCCUGCAAAUUCGUAUUACUGUAUUAUUUGAUGUGUUAUUUAUUAGUUUGUCAGGCACUGCAAGAUUGACGUAAGGGCAUUCAGCUAGUGCAUUCAAUACCAAAACAUAAAACAUAGUUUAAAAAAAAAAUGGCCACUUCUUCUCAAGGUAAAGAAAAAAAACAUAAAAUAAUCGUCGCUUCAAGAUCACACGUAAAAAGACGAGAUUUUCGAUCAAACAAAAUUACAAAAAAAUCUAUUGAUAAACAACGAGUAAAAUAUCAUCAUAAUGAAGAUAAAUUCGGUUCCCUUUGGAUGCACUAUGCAAUAUUAAUAAAAAUGCCCUACUUUAACACCAGGCUAUGAUUAUGUGUCUCCGUACACGAAACGUAGUAGCCUACCAAAUAACUUAGUCAUGCCUGGCAUUCUACUACCCACCCACUAGUGUUAGACAGAGAAAUAUAUUUAAUUUUAAGUUAAUAUAAGUACAGUUAUUUUAGCUGUGGCAAUAAAAGAGCUUCUUUCUUGCAAGAGAGACUUGGUAAAAAUUCCAUCAGAAAUUGAGAAAUUCCAUCAAUCCAUUCCAUCAGUAAUUGAGAAUAUUUCUCAUUAGGUCGUUUAACAUCGAACUUAUGACCAUCAAGAUUCACAACAAGGCAGGCGAUAAUCAUGGGCUUUAAGAUCAAACCCAAAUGUGACAAAAUAUGACCAUGAUCGACAAACCAAGUCUCGAAUCAAAUGUUUUUUAUGGCCUCAUCGCUCAAACGUUUCCUUAAAUCUCGCCGGAUGCCCAUGUCUUUGAGAAGACUUUCCAUCGGAAUUCGCACUUCAAAAGUGUAGGCUCUAUCAAACAUUAAAGACCUCUACGACUCCUCCCCAGUGGCCCAUAGAACAAAGGCUUUUUAACAAAACCAAAGACUAAUUAGAGUCAUACCAUUCUAGGCAAGCAGAAAGCAGCUCAAACACAGCUUUUACAGAGUCUAUAUAGAGAUUUAUUUUAUGCUUACACAAAUAGUUCUUAAUUAGAAAUAGAUACAGAUUAGUCAAGCUAGAUGCCCUACAGAUAGUUACAAUAGCCAGACGCGCUCUUUUAGUUACCUACAUGCAGGCCUAUUUCAAAUUCUCUUACACUUGAAUACGAAUUCGGUUUAUUUGUCAAGUACCAGUUACGGAACAAUAAAUUCGAUUCGUAUUUCAUGUUCUUCAGUUAAUUAUAAGUUAUUUAAGUUAUAUUAUAAUGUUCGGCGAUCGGAACGACGCGUUGGUGUUAAUUUAUAAGCGUUUAUAUGUAAGCUCAGGAGUAGAGAGCAGGCACCGCGUGACGCAAUAAGUUCGCGGCUCGAGACGGGAAUGGAUCCUACGCACCUCUCUGUCCGACACUUGCUCUGUCUGUCCCCAACGUAUUUAACACAAUUAACCAUAAUAUUUAAAAGAAAACAGGUAAGCUAAGGAAACUAUUAUAGAUAAGUUCCUACGGAACUGAUUUGCAUUCUAUAGAGUAAAUAUAAUUAAAAGUAUUUUAAACAAUUUGUAUUAUGUCAAACUUAUCUCAAAGUUUUUGUACUGUGGGUUGAUUACAACGAAUGUUACAUUAAUUUAGCAGCAAGCGAAUGCUUUUGUAUUAUCAUUACGUUUAGAAAACUGGAUUUACAUUACAUACCAAACAUCUGUAUUUGUAUACGACUUUGUUAAUAUCAGUGUAUAGGUUAAAUAUUUCAGCAUACUCCAUAAUAUUGUAUAUCUGUUAAUGUAUAUGUUAAUCAUAUGGUUUCAUCAAACUUAUCUGUAUUCCGCGGGUGACGAACGAAAUGCACGACGUUCUCUCAGACUUUAACAAUCUCAGUCAAACACGACCAGCAAUUGGCGUUUACUCUAAUAUCACUUAAAAUAACGUACUUUAGAACUUUAUAAAGCAGCCUUGCUAAGAUCUACUUUCAUCCCCAUUGAUGACGACUAUUGGGGCUGGGAACCCCGCGCCACUUUCCCCCAGAUAGACGACUUGGAACCUAGGCAGCAACACGUGCUCUCACAAUGCUGACUCCUUAAAUAUGUUGUAAUAGAUGUUCGAUGUUAAUUUUAACACUCAAUCUAUGUGUAUGAAUAGUACUCGUAACAUUUAUCAUUAAAUAUACUUUAUUCAAUAUAAAUCAAUGUUUAAAAUAUCUCGUCCAGUAAUCGAGCAUUUUAUCCAAGUAUUAUGUGUCGCUGUAACAUUUAAGGUAUUUUGAAACACCUGAUGGUUUUGUAUUCAAUGUAUUAUCUAAUCAUUCAUGGCAUAAUAAUUAAUUUAAUAAGUAACGACCAGAAGCGUCUAUGCAUUUGUCAACAGUUUUUCUCUUGUACCGAGUCUAUGGAAUCUGUUUCCUGGUUGUCAUUAUUCAAAUACUGAUUGUGAUUAUUAUUAAUUCCGAUCUCAUGUUUAUAGGUAUAAUUAAGUAAUUUAGGUAUCAUUAUCAUUGCGUCAUAUCAUCAAACAUAAUGUUCUUAUGUAUACACGGAGUCAACGUUUAUGUCAAAGUAUUUUUCAUGUUUAAUGUACUCAUUUCUAAAUGUUAUUGGCUUGACUGGUUUUGAAUAGAGAAAGGGGUCCUUUUGGCCACUUAAUAUUCUCAUAUUAUUCGAUGACCAAAAUUAUUGAGAACAGAUACGCGUUGUAAGUAGAUGCAGCAAAAUUCCGAGAAUAAAUUCAACACUAAUUCUCAUAUCUAUCGGCGCUUCGAUUCAUCAUCAAAAUUUUAAAAAUUAUGCUUAAAAAAAUCUAUGAUUAUAGACCCCUUUGCAAAGCGUUGGGACCAAUGUAAACACGGAUUAGAUCUCUGCCUACAUUGGCAAUGGUCGUCUGAUAUGGCGUAGCCAGUCAUGAAAAUUGAUGGCACUUUCUAUUUUAUAACUACUUGAAUGUCCGUGUAAAUUAUUGUAAGUUCGUGUUUGGACAAUAUUAUUGUCACUAUAAUUUUACUAUCUGGACCUAGAUUAAGUUCAAUGUGUUUAGAUACUUAAGUGACGUGUAUACCUACUAAGUUACUAACUUUAUAAUAUUUUAAACGAAGUAUCUAACCAUCCGUGGUAAGCAUGCUAUGUAUAAUUUAUUAAAAUGUCAUAAAUGUAACCAUGAAUGUCUACUUUUAUACUUUAUUGGCACUCUGACUGCAGGCCAAGAACAUUGGAUAUAUCGUUACUUCAAACAUAUCUGUUUAAUUUAAGUAUUAUGUGUACUAUCGUGUUAACAUGCUCCCUGUACAUUUGGGUUUCACUAACAACGAUGUCAGACUAGAUCUGGAGACAAAUCGACAAUAUACUCGUCGUGUCUUUCAAUCUAACUAUAUAAGUAUGGGUUUGUAGGUAUUCCCAAACAUUAGAAUUACGUGGUAAGCACAAGUUAGGAAUUCUACGAAACUCUUAAGUUUCUACCAAAGUACCAGGCAGCAUGUUUCCACCUCAAGUAUAACCAUGUCUCUAUAAAUGAAAUCAAUUCUGUAGGUUCAUAAUUAAUCAAAGACUUUUAAGGCAAAAUGCCUUCUUUUUAUGUAAUUUUAAAUGUUAAAAUAAAUGUUGAAUAACAUAUC
Messenger RNA from Helicoverpa armigera (cotton bollworm), 10877 nucleotides. RefSeq names its product discoidin domain-containing receptor 2. The transcript is spliced from 19 exons. The record is from RefSeq and is a predicted model, not a curated record. Gene Ontology annotation, molecular function: protein tyrosine kinase collagen receptor activity; collagen binding; ATP binding. NCBI's taxonomy places the organism in Eukaryota, Metazoa, Arthropoda, Insecta, Lepidoptera, Noctuidae. Gene Ontology annotation, cellular component: signaling receptor complex; plasma membrane. Bases 194 to 3226 code for a protein of 1010 amino acids. Gene Ontology annotation, biological process: positive regulation of neuron projection development; protein phosphorylation; positive regulation of kinase activity.